UCUUUUAAAAAGAAGCGUCAAAGCCGACAGAAUUAAUCAAGUUGGCUGUGUGGUUAAUUUAAAUAAAAUAAUCUGAGAAAAUGUCGCACUUGUUUGACGAGGAAGUGUUGGAGUCCCUGACCUACGAGCGUUCCAAAAUCUGGUCAAGUUUUCUAUCGAUUUAUGAGGAGAAGGAAGAUGGCAGAGAAAUUGAUGUUGCUAAUUUGGAAGAGAUAUUCAAAGACGAAGAUGAUGACGAAGUGCUGGACGCCAAGUACGAGGCCGAAGAAAGUGAGGCAGAUGAAGACAUCAAUAACACAACACAAAGCAUGACAAAAGCGGAAUUAACGUUAAUGUUGUGCAGCGGCGAUAAUAAAGAAAUUCUGGAUCAUACGAUGCCUAUUGUGCAGGAGCAUGAGCGUAAGUGGAAGGAGGCUGGCCUGGAUCGCAUAUUGAACACAUUCGACUCGGAGCAGAUUGAGCAGCAUGUGGGCAACUGGCUGAGACGACACAAUAGCACAUAUUGUGAGAGCACACUGCUACAGACGACACUGCCUAAGACGCACCACAAACGCAAUCAAAUAUAUACCACAAGUGACAGCGAGCAGAGCGAUGAUAAGGCCAUGGAGACGGCACGUUACAUAUGCAAACGGAGCAGCAAGUGUCAAAGUCCCAGGACAACAAUUAAGAUGUAUCGCAGUCAGCCACGAAAACGUGUCGAAAUGCGGGCCAAAUACGCCUGCCAGGAGUUCGAUGAGGAUCAUCAACAUAUGCAGUCGGUAAUAUCACGGCGGAAACAGCUACACCGACGGCAGCGGGAACAUGAGCUUAUAUAUCAUACAAGUCCGAGACAUUAUCCAUACAAGCGUCGCAAUCUUUCCCGUUUCUGUCACUCAGCAUCUUCCAGUGGGGAUGAACUUGCUCCCAGUCGCUGUGCCUGUAGUCCAUGUGCUAGUAGUGCCAUCUCCAAGACUGCCUAUCCAUACUAUACAUAUCAUAGCUAUCACAGUCGCGGUCACAGUCGCACUCACAGUCACAGUCGCACUCACAGUCACAGUCACAGCUAUCGUGACUAUGAUAAACGCUUGGAAUUGGGUUCCAGAUCAAUGGCUAGCUUGGUGCACUUCAAGCGCAGUGUGCGUCAGUUGAGACGUCAACAUGCUUUUGAGGAGGAUCUGCGUCCAAGAUUGGUAGAGAACAAAUGCAGCUGUUGCAACAAUGAUCGACUGUGCUCCAAUGUGGUGCACAUUGCCAAUAGCUCCACAGAGGAUUGGGUGGUGGAGAACAAGAGCAGUCCCGAUCCACCGCAGUUUGAAACGCCCAAGAGAUGCAAGGCAGCUUCUUUAAGUCGUCCCAAGUCACUGCAGAAAAAGAUGCAGGAGAAGCUGUUGAAAAAUCAAACAAGUUCGAUACCCAAAAAGACACCAGCUAAAACCAUAAAUUUAACAGAAGAAGAUAAAGAAAAUUUAAGGGAAGUAAACUUUAAUAUUCCGAAAUCGUUGCCGAAAACUAAAGCAGCUGUAACAUUCUCAAAUGUAGUACCUACAUCAUCUAAAUCGCUGUCGAGCAACAAGAAGCCUAAUCUUAAAGCCACUUCCUCGAAAUCUACAACUUUGUCUGAAGUCAGUAACGAAUCGAAAAGUGUCAAAGAACUUUCUACAAAAACCGUAGAGCCAACUUUCUCGAAAUCUACAACUGCGGCCAGUGCCAAAAAGGGAAAAUUGCUUCCAACUUUAUCUGAAACCAGUAAAGAAUCGAAAAAUAUCAAGGAAUCAAUUGUUAAACCUGAUAUUAGCAAGGAGACUAAACCGAAAAAGACAGCAACUAAAUCUGCAAAGAAAUUGACCAAAAGUAAGCGAGUUGAAAGUAAAAACUCCGAGGAGCAAACUGAAGUUAUACCGAAAUCUACAACUGCUUCAAUUGAAAAACAGGAAAAGUCGCUACAAACUAUUUCUAGUUUAGCUAAAAUCAGUAGGGAAUCCAAAAACGAAACACUUAAAGAUGAUAUCAGCAAAGAGACUAAACAAAAGAAAAAAACAACUAAAUCUGCAAAGAAAUUGACCAAAAGUUCACGGAUUGAUAGAAACAACUCCGAGGAGCAAACUGACGCUAGGUUGAAUGUAACUCAGAGUAGAAAGCGAACUCAAAUAAUUGAAUCAUCUGAAUCAGACGAUGAUUUAAAACAAGCCCUGGCAAUAUCGAGAGAAACUUAUGUGAUGGAAAUGGAAAAACUGAAGAUAGACGCAGAAUCUCAAAAGAUAAAUAAGUCGGCUACAGACUCACCACAGCUACCAGAGCAAUCAAUGUUUAACAACCACAGUGUGGCAUGCAACUCAACGGCACUCACCAAUGACACCGCAUGCGGUCGAGCACUUCAACCCAAAAAAAUGAUAAAAUCCCAACAGCCCGUUGUCGUCGCCAGCUCCUCGAAUAUUGUAAUCGAUCUAUGUAGCUCCGCUAGUUUCAGUAAUCAGCCGGAAGGUGAUGCUGACUGUACCAUGGUUACUUCAACAACAGGUUGCGAAGCCGGUGCAUCUGUUCCAGAUCCAAUAAUUGCAACCGAAAAACCACAUUUAAAAAUCUCGAAAAAGGGUGUUCUAUUGUAUGAACCGUCACAAUUAUCCACAGGAACUGGACAGAAUCAGAGCAUUAGCUCGAGCAAUAACAGUGCAAACUUUACGCUUACGGAACAGAUUUUAAGUCCUAUUAUUGGAGAACGUAAGGCACGCAAGUUCCUUAAAUACUACACAGGCAGUUGCAGCUUUGACAGUCGCUACUCUGUUUAUUAUCGUCCGCCGGCAAGGCUCUUGGCUGCCUUGAGCAGCGGUACCAAAUCCCUUGAUUUGGAUUCCUCCAGUUCCAGCGGGAGUGAAGAUGACGUCUUUGAGAUUGUUGCGCGUUAUGGAGUAAUUCACACUGUGCUAGAGAAGACCAGCGAGAACUGAUAUAUAUAUAUAAUUAUAAGAUUUGUUAUGCAAAGUAAAAGACAAAACCAGUUUCAAUGUGUAUGAAGUUUUAUAUAAAACAAAUUUGUGUUUAUAAU
This is a messenger RNA of Drosophila innubila, 3022 nucleotides long. RefSeq lists its product as uncharacterized. The record is from RefSeq and is a predicted model, not a curated record. The coding region runs from base 81 to 2924 and encodes 947 amino acids. The transcript is spliced from 2 exons. NCBI's taxonomy places the organism in Eukaryota, Metazoa, Arthropoda, Insecta, Diptera, Drosophilidae.